AUGAAUGUCUCUGAUCCGAUUACCAUGGCUCUAUCUAUUGUUCUCUGUGUGUUUCUGGCCAUUCUCUUAUAUGGAUGGAAAAGAAGGACCUCCAACUUUCCUCCUGGACCCACACCUUUACCGAUCAUUGGAAAUAUGCACAUCCUGAACAUGAAGACGCCCUAUAAAUCAUUUAUUGAGCUCUCUAAGAAGUAUGGUUCAGUGUACAGUAUCAAAAUAGGAGAAGAAAAAAUGGUGAUCCUCUGUGGUUAUGAGACAGUAAGAGAUGCUUUGGUAAAUCAUGCUGAUGAGUUUUCCGGAAGACCAAUGAUUCCGCUCUUCGAUGACAUCGUUAAAGGACACGGAGUAAUUUUUUCCAGAAAUGAAAACUGGAAAGUGAUGAGAAGAUUUACGCUUUCAACAUUAAGAGAUUUUGGAAUGGGGAGGAAGACAAUUGAAGACAGGAUUGUGGAAGAAUGUGACUGUUUUAGUGAAAAAGAUCAAAUCAUUCAAAGGGAGCCUUUUAAUAACAAAAUGAUCAUAAAUGCUGCAGUAGCCAACAUAAUAGUUUCCAUAUUGCUGAGCCAUCGGUUUGAUUAUGAAGAUCCAAAACUUUUGAGGCUUUUGAAAAUAGUUAAUGAGAAUACCCACCUCAUUGGCAGCCCAUCAGCAAUGUUGUAUAAUGCUUUUCCCUCACUGAUCCGCUGGUUGCCUGGAACGCACAGAACAGUUGUAAAAAAUGUGGAUGAAAUGCAUGCAUUUAUUAAGGAAAUCUUUACCACCCAAAGAAAAGAACUGGAUGUCAAUGACCAGAGGAAUCUUGUUGAUGCAUUUCUAGUGAAACAGCAAGAGGAGAAGCCCAGUCAUGAAUUAUUUUUCACCAAUGAAAACCUGACAGCGCUUGUAACUGAUCUCUUUUCUGCUGGGAUGGAGACAACCUCGACCACACUUCGCUGGGGAAUUCUGCUGAUGAUAACGUAUCCAGACAUCCAAAGGAAAGUUCAACAUGAGAUUGAAAAAGUGAUUGGAUCAUCUGUGCCCCAUGCUGGUCACCGUAAGAACAUGCCAUACACAGAUGCUGUUAUUCAUGAAAUUCAAAGAUUUGGAAAUAUUGUUCCAACUAACCUCCCACAUGCUACUACUCAAGAUGUCAACUUUAGGGGUUACUUUCUUCCAAAAGGGACACAUGUAAUUCCAUUUCUGACAUCUGUGCUGUGCGAUGAGGCCCACUUUAAAAGGCCAAAAGAGUUUUAUCCUGAACAUUUUCUGGAUACUAGUGGAAAUUUUUUGAAGAAGGAAGCCUUCAUCCCAUUUUCAGCUGGAAAAAGAAGCUGUGCUGGUGAGACAUUGGCCAAAAUGGAAAUGUUUCUGUUCUUUGUGAGGCUUCUACAGAACUUCACUUUCCAUGCUCCUCCCGGAACUAAGUUGGACUUGGAAGCAGCAGUUGGGUUCACACGGAGCCCUAUGAGUCAUAAAAUUUGUGCUGUGUUCCGUGGGUAA
Messenger RNA from Staurois parvus, 1479 nucleotides. NCBI's taxonomy places the organism in Eukaryota, Metazoa, Chordata, Amphibia, Anura, Ranidae. The record is from the annotation of a GenBank genome assembly.